This is a messenger RNA of Parathielavia appendiculata, 1146 nucleotides long. RefSeq lists its product as uncharacterized. NCBI's taxonomy places the organism in Eukaryota, Fungi, Ascomycota, Sordariomycetes, Sordariales, Chaetomiaceae. Gene Ontology annotation, molecular function: oxidoreductase activity. The record is from RefSeq and is a predicted model, not a curated record. The transcript is spliced from 3 exons. Bases 1 to 1146 code for a protein of 381 amino acids.
AUGGCCCCUGCAGGAUCACAAGCUGUGUUUGACAGCCUCCUGGCGAAAACACAUGUCCAGCAUGCCUUGGUUCAGGGAGACGGACGGCGUAACGAGGUUCCCGCUGUACCAGACGAAGAGACCAAGGCGCAAUUCCAACGGGCAUUCAUGACAUACUUCAGCAUAGAAAACGGCCGAUUCGCAGGCAACACCAAAGCGCUCGCUCUCACCCACAUCUUCACGGGCGACAAGCCUCUGCUCCAGGGCCUGUUCUCCGGCAUCGGCCAACCACUGACCCUACUCAGUGACGGCAUCGAAUUGCGCAAUUCCAUCCUCGUCAUGCAGGCCCUGACCCUCUCCGCCGUAGACUGGAUGGAGCCCAUCUCCGAGCUGCUGAUGGCCAACAACCCACACACCUCUUCAACAACAUCGGCGCCGCCGAGGUUCCCUAGAAGAAGCGAGCGCCAUCUCGCCCUCCCCCUCCUCUCCCCCGAAGAAAUCCUCCACCAGCUCGCCUACGACGGCCGCCUCAGCGGCGUCAUUAAAUCCGGCCCGGGCUUCCAUCCCCAGGCCGUCUCGCACAUCCUGUCCAACCCGGCCGCCCGCGCGGCCGUGGCCGAGUACGUCGACCGCCUCGACACGUCCGACCCACGACUGGUCCUCUCCCAGCUCGCUGCGCUUUCUACUCUGCUAACCUGCGCGACGCACAAGCCCGGGCAGGCGGCGUUUGACGUGUACCUGAGCCGGCUGCCGACCUGUGUGCACAGCGCGCUGGUGGUGAUGGAGAGCUGGGUGGAUGAUGCGGGGCAGAGGGAAAGUCUUGUGAGGGGGCUUUGGCUUGUGGUGGUGCUGGUGUACGUCACGCAGCUUCGGCCGGUGGUGGAUGGGAGGCUGCUUGUUUCGAAGGAGCUGGCGGAGGAGAGGCGGGGAUGGGAGGAGAUGAUGGAGGAGGUUCGAGGUCGGGUUGCCGGUUUGGAGGAGGGGGAGGAGGGUGGUGGUGAUUGGCGGUUUUGGAGGAUGUUGAGGAGUUUACGGGAAUUCUCCAAGGUGUAUGGCGUCGUGCACGGGAGGCUGUAUUUCCAUGCUGCGUGGAAGCUGGUCGGGCAGUGGCAGGGUUGGACGGGGCUUGGGGAUGAUCGUGAAGUGAUGCUGAAUAUUAGACUGUAA